Messenger RNA from Astyanax mexicanus (Mexican tetra), 1652 nucleotides. RefSeq names its product zinc finger protein 226-like. The record is from RefSeq and is a predicted model, not a curated record. The transcript is spliced from 2 exons. Bases 292 to 1506 code for a protein of 404 amino acids. NCBI's taxonomy places the organism in Eukaryota, Metazoa, Chordata, Actinopteri, Characiformes, Acestrorhamphidae.
AGCCUGGGAAAGCAACUCUUCCCCCACAGGUGAUGACGACAAGACAUAGCAAAUUUCUUUAGGGUGCUCUUUAAACUGCAGAGUCUUUAAAGUGCAGAGUCCCAAACUAAUCAAACUAAAAGUACAGUAUACAAUUUUACAAAUACAUCAACCUUGGUUUAGACUCUUGGUACAGACUUUUAGUCAAUUUUGUCACAGACGAUUGACGGUAACCCAGAGAAUUGCGUGUAACUGUUUCUUUUUCUUUUUCCCCAUUUCCCAUCUCCUGAAGUUCCAGAUGAGCAUCAACAGAUGUCGUCCUCUUGGCUCCUCCAUGACAAUAUGCACCAUUUCUGCAAUGAGUGUGGAAAGAAUUUCAAAACUGCGUCAGCACUGAAGGUUCAUCGGAAAAGUCAUACCAGAGAAAAGCCUUAUGCAUGUCUCACCUGUGGGAAAGGUUUCUCGCACGCAUCCUCCUGUAGUAGGCACCGGAAAUCUCAUUCUGUAGAAAAUUCCUACCCUCAGUGUGGAAAGCCGUACAGAAAAGUGUUAACACUAAAGGAUCACCAGAGAAUUCAUACCGGAGAAAAGCCUUUCCGCUGUACUGAGUGUGGAAAAUACUUCAAACACCAGUCACACCUGAGAGGCCAUCAAAGAACUCAUACUGGAGUAAAGUCUUACGUUUGCUUCACCUGUGGGAAAGGUUUCUCACACUCGUCCGAGCUGUAUAGUCACCAGUAUACGCACUCUGUAGAAAAGCCCUAUACCUGUUCCAAGUGCGGAAAGUACUUUAAAUACAGGUCAAUUCUGAACUUACACAUGGUGCAUUGCAGGAACCUGUUCCUGUUGCAGACAUCUGGAAAUGUUCCAGAUAAGCCCAGACCGAUGUCCCUCGACAUCACAAGCACAUCUUCUCGGCCUCAGAAAACACCCUACGCCGGCAAAAGUAACUCGUCAAGCCAAACAUCUCUAAAGAUUUCUGCUGUUGAAUCGAGGCAGCACUGCUGCUCGACCUGUGGCAAGAGCUUUGCUUUAAAAUUAAAGUUUCUACAACACUUGAAGCUCCACCGCGACUGCAUGCCCCAUGGCUGCACUGAGUGUGGAAAGAAGUUCAGAACGUUGUCGGCACUGAGGAUUCACAUGACAAGUCAUACCGGAGAAAAGCCUUACAUAUGCACCGUCUGCGGGAAAGGUUUCGCUCACGGAUCCUCCUAUUACAGGCACCGGAAAAAGCAUUCUUUAGGAAAAAACUACCAUUGUUUCGAUUGUGGACUGGAGUUUAGAAAAGAGUCAACACUAAAGGAACACCAGAGAAUUCAUACCGGAGAAAAGUCUUUCUGCUGUACUGAGUGUGGAAGAUACUUCGAACAAAAGUCACACCUACUUCUCCACCAAAAAACUCAUACUAAAAUAAAGACUUACGUUUGCCUCACUUGUGGUAAAGGCUUCUCACACUCGUCCUGGCUGAAUUUGCACCUUCUUGUGCAUUCUGUAGACAAAGGCACUUUAAAUACAGGUCAACUCUGAUGGUACACAUGGAGAAGUGCAUGAACCUGCUGGAGACAUCUGGAAACACCUCAGUUCUCCAAGUAACUUUGCUAGGAAUCCGAGAGUUGUUGUAAAAUGCAGAGAUUACAAAGUGCAGAGUAUUUCCAAUAAAGUUAAUAAUUUUA